This is a messenger RNA of Camarhynchus parvulus, 3627 nucleotides long. It is a transcript of the gene EEF1AKMT1, whose product is annotated as EEF1A lysine methyltransferase 1. Gene Ontology annotation, molecular function: nucleic acid binding; protein-lysine N-methyltransferase activity. The coding region runs from base 585 to 1223 and encodes 212 amino acids. Lineage: Eukaryota; Metazoa; Chordata; Aves; Passeriformes; Thraupidae. Gene Ontology annotation, biological process: methylation. The transcript has 5 exons. The record is from RefSeq and is a predicted model, not a curated record.
UUUUUUCCUCUGUUUCAGAAUUUAACUAUAUAAAAAUAGACUUUUCAUACAUGACAGUCAGAAACUAUUGUUAAAUACAUACAACAUUCUUGUGUGGACAAGGCCUUGGAGUCUCCUGUGCUGCUCUUAUCUCUCUUAAUUUAGUUUUUGUUUUCUUUGGAGAGCUUUCACUCUGUAGUGAUGACAUCUGCCUGAACAGUGCAUCAGCUAAUAAGAGAGAGAUUGAGCUGUGCACAGGGGAAGGGACUAAGGAAUCUGCAGGGACCUCCGCUCCCUUCAUCCCACCUGCUGCACUGCAGGCCACAUGGUGCAAUUCAUCACCUCAUUUUUCCUGUUUUGUGGGUAGAUCUAGCCCUUUAGGGACCAGUAGCAUUCAAAUUUGCCAUUUUACCCUAUGAACACAAAUUUCCCAUUUUACCCUGCCUGUUCCUGUUCCACUCUAUCUGAGGGAGCUUUUCUGGUGUUUUCCUUCAGGUGACCUUUACUUCACCAUGAGAGUCAUUUUCCAAACCUUAUGCAACGUUCUUGAGCUGUUCUUGGAUAUCUGAUUUUCGCCUGUGUGGCUCCCAGAGAGCGUCUGUAAAAUGGACGAUGAUGAUGACAUUCCCCAGCUUUCAUCUCAUACAUUGGCUGCCCUCCAGGAGUUCUAUUUGGAACAGCAGCAGAGAGAGGGCAUGAAGACCUCCCAAGGGUUUAAUCAAUAUUCCAUUGGCUCAAUAGAAGAAGACUGGCAACUGAGCCAGUUUUGGUACAGUGAUGAAACUGCAUCAUGCCUGGCUAAGGAAGCAGUUCUGGCAGCUGGAAAAGGUGGCAGGAUAGCAUGCGUUAGUGCACCAAGUGUGUACCAGAAGCUGAAAGAACAGGAUGGUGAGGAUUUUUCUGUGUGUGUACUGGAGUAUGACAGAAGGUUUUCUGUGUAUGGAGAAGAGUUUAUCUUCUAUGAUUACAACCACCCUUUGGACUUACCUGAAAAUCUCCUGCCACACAGUUUUGACAUUGUGAUAGCAGAUCCACCCUAUCUGUCUGAGGAAUGUCUUCAAAAGACUGCAGAGACCAUCAAAUACCUAACAAAAGGAAAGAUUCUGCUUUGCACAGGUGCAGUCAUGGAGGAACAGGCAGCAAAGCAUCUUGGUGUAAAGAUGUGCAAGUUUAUUCCAAAACACUCACGAAAUUUAGCCAAUGAAUUUCGAUGCUAUGUGAACUAUGCUUCUGGACUGGACUGAUUCUCCUAAGAUCAUCUACAAAUCUACAGCUUUUUCAGUGAAGCUUCUUUCUGUUUACUGUCAGUUAUGCCACAUUUCUCAGGGCUGACAUAGUUGGCUCUGAGUACCGUUUUCUGGGAUAGCUGGAAUCAACACGGUGUGAUAACCUCUCUCUUUUCAAUGAGUAAGCGUUUGCAGUUACUGUGUUUUGUAUGAGGUAAAUGCAGACCAAGCAAUGCAGGUGCUGGAUAAUGGGAACUUCUUUGUUAGAGUUUCAUUUUAACUGGCAGCUUUUACCAUUUGAGGACACAUCAGUGACCUCUUUGAAGUGAUUUUAGCUUAUAACAACACAUAGGUGUUUGCCUUGCAGGCAUCAGAAUCAUCAUUGCCAAAGAAUGUAAUACUUCUGGAGUAAUGUGACCCACACAUGUCUCUUAAAUCUUGAAUCAUAAUGGCUCUGAUUAAAUAUAAUGCCUGCUUUUUAAUAAUUUCAAUAUCAAACUAAAGAGGAUCUACAGGUAUGUCAAGUUACAAGAAUGGUUACAAUUUUUUUUCCCAGUUGCCUGGUUUUAUCUCUUUCUCUUGUUCCACAGACAGCAGCAGAGCAUUAGAAUAGAAGUAUCUUAAAAAUCUUUGAAUCUUACAAGGCCACUGAAGAAUAAUAUAUUGAUAAAGUCCCACUGUUUCAAAUAGAAAAAUGUUAGAUUUUAUAUUCAAGGUUUGGACUAUAUUUCAGUCAAAAUACAUUGUAAAAGCUUUGCUUUGCAUAAGUAGAAUUUUUGAUAACUGGGGAUUUUAAAGCCAGUUUUGACUAACCUUUUGACUACACUACUGAAGUAUUUUUGGGUGGAAAUUAGUACAUAAAUUUCAAGGCACUCAACACUUUCAUAAUCUCUAAAAACACUCUACAAAACACAAGCGCUUGUAUUUGUAUGUCAUACUGUGUAAAAGUUAGCAGAAAUGCUGCAUCUACAAGACAAAUCAUGUAAAAUCAAGUACUAAAUUUAUUUGUGGUGGGAAUAAGCCUAAUUAAGCUUGUGAGAUGAGACUUUUUAUAAGGCAGUGAUAACUCAUGUUUCUGCUGUUUGAAUGCAGGUUUUGCAAUCUGGUGGAGUAAAUAGCUGAGCAGGAAUAACAUAGAUGGAUUCUAAUCCUCUCUCAGUGCUCAGAGAAUGGUGUUGUCUGAGCUGAACACAACAGUGGUUCAUAAAUACCCACCCAAUCCACUCUAGCUCUUCUCCCCAUUUUCCAAGAGAUCUGUUUGCUUCCUAAGGCUUUUCCCUCCUCACAUUUUAUACCUGUCACCUCCUCCCUGCAUGCGGUGUUCCUGGCCUCCAUGGUAACAGUUUUCUCCCUCUUUCACACACCUUGGUUUCUGUCAGGCUGGUCACAAGUGUUGUUAAAACAGGGAAAGUGCAGCAGAAGAAGCGCUCGCAGGGAGAACAGGCACCGGCCUCUCCUUUCUGCUGCGUGACCCAUACACUCUUGCCUUUCAAAGCAUAUGCCAUCCUUGCUGCUGAGCCAGAAUUCCCCUGAAAAUGACUGUCCACAGGUGAAAUACACCUGGGUUUAGUUGUUUUCUGGGAGGCUACAUCAUCACUUUCAUGUGGCCAGUUUGAAAAUAAAGCAAACCAGAAUGGUAACUGCGUAGCUCUUGGCACUAACCUGUACUUUAAACUGGUUCAUUACCUCAGUGUCUUGCGCACCAAGCAGAUGGAGACAAUGAAGGAACUCGUGAAACUUUGUUUUUAACUGCAUAGAGGCUUCAAGUGGGACGGGUAUGAUUGCCAGAAGGGAUGAUACUGUUCCCCUGCCACCCACCUAAAUUAGAAUGUGCUGUUCAAAUCGAAGCCUCACCUAUUUUGCUGCAUUAUUUGCUUCAUUUUGGUAAGUGUGUAUUAUUGGGCUCUCCAUAGCAGAGUUAAAAGUCAACUUUGCUGACUUCAUCAGAGAUAUUUCUUAAAAAGAUAAAAAUGCACCAUUCAGUUGUACCAAGAAGUUCGCUUCCAGGAAAAUCACUGCUGCUUCUCACAUGUAGGUCAGACUGCUUUGAAAAGGGGCACUGUGAAGAUGCAUAGUUAUGGAACUGAGGGUGAAUGGAAAUCUGUGCAGAUGCACUCAACAGAGCAGCCCGUUGCCCACCAGCCUCCCUCUUAAAAGCCUGGGGAGUGCAGGCAGCUGCCCAAGCAGAGCUUGACUAGUGGCAUUUACAGCCUUCAUCAGUGAUGGGAGGUAAACUAUUUUUGUCUUACUUGAUUCCAAGAAAGUAGCUGUUUCUGAGAAGGGUACAAGUCACAAAAAUCCAUAGUGAAUUUGUGUUUUGUGCCAGCUUGAUAACUUUAAGAAAUAGUAUGUGACAGCAAACCCCUCUUUUCUUCUGUAAUAGGAUUGUGAAUAAAAAUGUCAGUGUCAAGUAGUGACUGAC